CUUAUCAAGAGACAAUAACAUGUCCAAAGGCCAAAAAUUAAGAUUUAUACAUAGAGAUAGAUCUAGAUCUAGAUACUAAUCUAAUAUAGAGUCUAGAUUCUAGUCUAGAUCUGAAUCUAGAUCCAUUCCAGUCUACCAAUGUAGAUCUACAUAGACUAGAUCUGUACUUCUAUAACUAAUAUACUUGAGAUCUAUUUAGAGAAAGUGUGACAAAGGAUAGGAAAAUGUUUAGAAGUUAUAUUCUGGACCUAGGAAAAGCAUUUCAUUUACACGAUUUAGAAAUAGUAUAUCGUCAUUGUUACACAUUUUCACCUUGUGAAACAUUAUCAAAAAAAAAGUUAAGGCUAACAAAAACUAAUGGUAAUAACCCUUGGUAUGCAAUUUAUAAUCCAAACUUUCUAAGUUUAAGAUAUAUACACAGUAAAGCACUUAAAAGUAAGGUAAAACCAUUCCCUUUUAUUGGUGACAAGGUGGGACAAAUUGAAAAAGAUUCACGAAGCUAUUUACAAAAUGCUAAAUCCUUUGAAAAAUAUGUUGGCAUUUAUAAACAAGCAUUUGAAGUGUCAAUAGCCAGUGGAGGAGAGAAAUCUAUUGAGAGGCAUGUGAAGCGGCAUGGAAAAUUACUGUUGCCAGACAGACUGAAAUUACUACUUGAUAAUACUGAGGACUUUCUUGAGCUGUCAGUAAUUGGUGGCAUAGGAAUGGAAUAUGGUAAUAUUCCAAGGGCAAAUAUUCUCACCGGAAUUGGUAAAGUAAUGGGCCGAUACUGUUUGGUAGUUGCAAACGAUGGAGCUUUUAAAGGUGGUUCUAUUUAUCCUAUUACACUUAAAAAACAACUUAGAGCUCAGGAAAUAGCUUACCAAAAUAAGUUACCUUGCAUCUAUCUGGUAGAUUCUGCUGGAGCUUUUUUGCCACUGCAGGCAGAAAUAUUCAAUCUUGGGGGCAGUACUUUUUACAAUGAAGCUAUUAUGUCUGCAGCUAAAAUACCACAAAUAGCCAUUGUCUGUGGUAGUUGUACUGCUGGGGGAGCUUAUGUUCCAACAAUGGCAGAUGAAGCUGUGAUUGUGGACAAGACAGGUGCUAUCUUUUUGGGUGGACCACCUUUGGUUCAGGCAGCGCUGGGUGAAAUAGUCUCAGCUGAAGAUCUGGGUGGGGCAACAGUUCAUUGUGGUACAAGUGGCUGCACAGAUUAUUUUGCAUGUACAGAGGCUGAGGCUCUACAAAUGGGUCGUGAUAUUGUUGCCAGUCUUCAUGUUUCAUGCACUGAAGAUCUUGAUCUUGAACAUUUUGAUGAGCCGGUCUUUGACCCUAAUGAAAUCCCUGGACUUAUUUCAUCAUCUGGUAGUCACCAAGAUAUAAACAUGUACCAAAUCAUAGCUUGCCUAGUAGAUGGCAGUCGUUUUCAAGAGUUCAAAGCUAUGUAUGGUCAAGGACUUCUCACUGGAUUUGCACAUAUUAAAGGUGAUUUAGUAGGUUUGCUGGCAAAUCAAGGAGAGAUUAAUGAAAAGGAAGCAUCAAAGGGAGCUCACUUCAUUCAGCUGUGUUGUCAAAGAGCUGUGCCCCUAGUCUUUCUACAAAAUACACUUUCUGAUUGUCCAUUGAUAACAAAAAACAAAAACCAAGAUGUUUCACUUGGACUAGUUUUAAAAGCCCAAGCUAAAAUGCUAUCAGCUGUUAGCUGUGCUAAUGUGCCAAAAAUAACUGUCAUCAUUGGAAAUGGUUAUGGUUCAUCUCAUUACAUUAUGGGAGGUAAAGCUGUUAGCCCAAAUUUUCUGUUUGCAUGGCCCAAUGCUAGAGCAGCCAUAAUGGAACCUUAUCAUUUGGUGCAGGCCAUUGCCAGUGAGACAGGAGCUGAAAAUUCCAAAGAGACAUUAGAUAAACUACUGGAAAAAGUUCACAGAGAAUCAUCAGCAAUAUUUGGAGCCUCAAGACUUUCUAAUGAUGGAAUUAUUUUACCCCAGGAAACACGUAAAGUUUUAUCCCAAUGUUUGUCAAUCUGUAAAGCUUAUAGAGAGACUAGAAGUCAAGAGAGUCCUGUAUUUAGGAUGUAAUGAUAUAAGGAUAAAAUUCACAACAUUUGUCUUUAUUUAUUUUGUGUACAUUUUAAACAAAUUUUUGGCAGCUAGAUGUUAUUGAAUCAAAUGUAAUCAACAUGAUGUUAUUGUUAGCUGUGAUGCUUAAAUGAUAAUGGCUGUGUACUUGUAAGAAUUCUUUGUGUAUACAUUUUUUGAUUGUGAAGAAUGUAAUUAUUUUAAAUGGUGAAUUCUAUACUUUUAAACAUAGAAAUGCUUGUUUACUUGAUAUAGAUGAAAUAAAUGUUCUGGCACAUUUUACAUUUAAAUUAUUACAAUGUGGUUAGUAAGAAAAUGACAAACUAUUCUACAAAUUAAACAUUUUUUAUUUUUUUUAAAGAAUGUACAUCAACAAAAAUAAUUUUUCAAAAAUUGUUUUUUGUUUUAUAAAUAAUAAAAUUAUUGAACAGAU
Molecule: messenger RNA, 2484 nt
Organism: Biomphalaria glabrata
Lineage: Eukaryota; Metazoa; Mollusca; Gastropoda; Planorbidae
Product: probable methylcrotonoyl-CoA carboxylase beta chain, mitochondrial
Exons: 10
Coding region: 225-2051 (608 amino acids)
Biological process (GO): L-leucine catabolic process
Cellular component (GO): methylcrotonoyl-CoA carboxylase complex; mitochondrion
Molecular function (GO): methylcrotonoyl-CoA carboxylase activity
Source: RefSeq, a predicted model, not a curated record